Balaenoptera acutorostrata (minke whale) is the source of this 1879-nucleotide messenger RNA. It is a transcript of the gene RTP5, whose product is annotated as receptor transporter protein 5 (putative). Gene Ontology annotation, biological process: detection of chemical stimulus involved in sensory perception of bitter taste; protein targeting to membrane; protein insertion into membrane. Lineage: Eukaryota; Metazoa; Chordata; Mammalia; Artiodactyla; Balaenopteridae. The record is from RefSeq and is a predicted model, not a curated record. The coding region runs from base 10 to 1650 and encodes 546 amino acids. Gene Ontology annotation, molecular function: olfactory receptor binding. The transcript has 2 exons.
AGCGCCAGCAUGGACGGCGUGGAUGUGUGGGCCAGCACCUUGGCCCAGCUGAUGGCCAAGAGGAAGCCCCAGGACACCUGGGAGCUGGUCCCCGAGGAGAACCUGGCCUCAGGGCACCUGGACAGCAGCGGUUUCCAGUACCGGCUGCGGGGGCUCUCGAGGCUCCAGUGUGGCCGCUGCCAGUGGGGCUGGUCCUCGGCCCACGUGCACAUCCUCUUCCACCUGUGGUGGGACGAGGAUGCCCGGCAGGGGCUGGUGAAGAUGCGCACCUGGGCCCAGCGGUGCCGGCUGUGCCCGCCGGGCGGGGCCGCCUGCCAGGUCAGCCUGCUCAACGUGCGGCUCUUCCUCAACAAGCUGGUGCAGUCCAUCGUGCAGAAGUGCUACGGGGAGGGCCCAGGCUCCGACCAGUGCCCCGAGAUCUGCUUCGGUGAGCACUGCGAGGCCUGCGACCUGGGGGUCUGCUUCUUCCAGAAGCCCCCGGACCCCGCCUGGGGGCCCGAGGUCAAGAGCCCCAGCACCAUCAAGGGCAGGUUCACCCUGUAUGGCGGCAGCAACGUGGACGCCCCCACCGCCAGCCAACAGCUGCGCACGCUUGGCUGCGGGCUUGUGGUGGACCGCUCCAGGGGCUACACCCCCAACUCCAUCACGGUCCCCCUCUCCGUGGCCGACUUCAUCAAGAACCCCCUCUCCGAGGGCAGGGACUUCUUCGGCGAGGAUGAGGAGAUCGUCACUGUCCCCUUCUCCCUUGUGCGCAAGGACAAGGGGCCCGUGGCCGACCCCGCCGGGCCGCUCAUCGUCGGCAGGGGCUCCCUCUACCUGCCCACCAGUUCCAAGGCCACGUCCAAAGGCAAACGCUUCCCGGUGAACAUCAAAGCCCCCGUCUUCCACGGCAAAGGCCUCCUCCUCAGCGGCACCAAGGAGAUGACGGGCUUCAUCUACAAAGGCCACGGCUGCGUCUCCGACCCUGAUGAAGAUGAAAAUGAAGACGAAGAUGCAGAUGACGGCUGGGGCCCCGCGUUCGGCAGCAGCGGUCCCAUCAUUGAAGUCACUGAGGGAAACGGCCUGCGGCCAAUGACCUACAUCAUCGGCCUCAUGAACAACGGGGAGGGCUCCGUCACCUUCCCCUCUUCCUUGACCAAUGUGGUCCUUGAAGGCGAGGACCCCUUUGACCUCAUCUACGGCUCCCUCACCUUCCCUUUCAUCUUCGCCGACAAGGGCAAAGGCGGGGCUUCCUCUGCUGGCGUCACCGAAGGCAAAGGGAAGGAGGAUGGCGACAGCGGCCCUGCCACCGCUGGCCGUGAGCCCCUUCCAGGGACCAAUGCCGGUGGCCCCGUCCCCAUCAGCGAGGGCUCCGUCACUAUCCCCUUCUCCGUCCUCAGUAUCAUUCAGAGCAAGGGCUCUGGCAACGAUGCCAGUGGCCCUCAAAGCAAUGGCCUUGCCACCCAUGGCUUUUCCAAGAAGCAGAGGCAGCCGGGGCCCAGGGCGGGCAAGUCCGGCCCUGGGUCCUACUGGGAGGAGGACUUCUGCUGGGCCGAAGGCUUCUGCUUUGACCCCUACGAAGAAGUCUGGAUCUGGGUCUCCAUGACCGUCUGCAUCCUCUGGAUAAUGUACCUGUACAAGUUCAGCCCUGACCACUCCCCACGGGUGUGAAGUGUGGCGCCUCUCGUUGGUCCCCACUUCAUCCCCCAGCAGGGCCGCCUGGGCAGCCAGCGAGCCAAGUGACCUCCCUGUCCCACCAGCAAGCCCCCGGCCGCCUUGGCCGCCCCCUGCUUCUGUGUUCUGUCUCCUGCCGUGAGUUGUGGUGUCGUGGCAGCUCACGCCGUGGUCAUCCCCCGAGCUGACCGUGUGUGUUCCAGGCGCUUUUCUGUACGUGUGUUAC